Messenger RNA from Peniophora sp. CBMAI 1063, 5919 nucleotides. Lineage: Eukaryota; Fungi; Basidiomycota; Agaricomycetes; Russulales; Peniophoraceae. The record is from the annotation of a GenBank genome assembly.
AUGUCGUCCAGGCUCGACCGUCUCCUUCUUCUGCUUGACACUGGCUCAAACUCAUCAGUCCGAUCAACUGCCGCAAAACAACUUGCACAACUCGCCGCCAAGAGUGUCAUCAGCGAUGUCGCCGUCGAGGAGGACGUCAAGAGCCACCGCCUCCAUGCUUUGGGCGACCCUUCAGCUUGGAAUGAUCUCAUGUCCGUCGUAGCAAGAGUUCUUCCAUAUCUUCAUUCGAAAUCCUACGACACAAGAUCUGCCGCUACGUCGGCGCUAUCACAGAUCUUCUCUCUAGUGCCAGUUUGGCACCCUUAUCACGAUGAACUCGCCGAUGCCGUCAAGGAAGAGGUCGAUGAAGCCAACGCUGAAGCCCCGCCUGACUUUCCGACUGUCUCCGUCCAAGAGCUUUGCUCCGUUCAAACAGAUAAACUCCUCGUUGGCUCCUCUGGCAAGGAGUUCAUCAAGCCGCCCGUAUUGACAUCCGCUGCCGACGUCAAGAAAGCGCGGAAAGAGGCAAUGGGCCGCCUCGGACUUGAUUUUCUCGACGAUGACGACCUAGACCUCGACAUGGACCUCGACAAGGAACUCGGAGCUAAUGACCAACCCGAACCCGAGGAGGCUAACGGGCAUGAUAAUGAUAAUGGGCUGCACAUCAAGACCGACAUCCCACCUUCUGACGAUCCGUUCGACGCUAGCUCGCCCCUCACGCCCAUCGAUACCAAGGUCAACUCGACCAAGGAGCCGUCGCCCGUGGAUCGCUCCAAGUCCAGCACGCCUGCACUACCUAAUCCCCCGUCACCUAGUGCAUCAGCACCGGACGACCUUGCCGGCCUAUCCGCUCGGGAACGUAAUCGGUUGAAACGCAAGCGAAAGGUCGGAAAUAGCGCCUUCGUCGCCGCGCCGCCACCACAAGCCUCCAGCUCGAAGUAUGCUGCCGUACCUGUGGGCAAUAAAGCACGCGUGGUCGCCAAGGAAGACAAGCCAUCCGCGAGUUCCUCUCGCUUGACCAGUCCACCGGCUACGACAGAGAAGGUCGUUGUUGACCCGACGAAGGGCGGGGCUGUUUCGCCCAAGUCCGAAAAGCAGAUGCAGGCCCUACGUGUUGAUCCCGGCGUCUGGGUCUGGGAUGGGCUCGUGAAGGUGCUCGAGGUCGACCUUUUCAGCCCGGCGUGGGAAGUACGACACGGCGCGAGUAUGGCGCUUCGUGAGCUCCUCAAAAUACAAGGCGCGCAUGCGGGUACACGAGCUGGCCUCUCAAGAGCGGUCAACGCACGCGCGCACGAAGCGUGGUGUAAUGCUCUCGCAGCGAAACUCCUUUGCGUCUUCGUCCUCGACAGGUUCAGCGACUACGGUGGCGAUCAAGUCGUCAGUCCAGUGCGCGAAACGACAAGUCAGACGCUAGCCGCGUUGCUCCUCCAUAUGCCGCGUCGCUCAGUCCGACAUGUACACGCCAUCUUCCUUCAGAUGAUCCGCCAGGACUUCCCCAUACCUAGUCACGCGUUCAUGCAACCUGCUGGGCGUGCCCCGCCACCAGUCAAGGGCAAGCGAGGGCGUAAGGCUGCCGCGGAUAACUCGAAGCCUAAACAUCUGUGGCAGGUCCGCCACGCAGGACUGCUUGGGUUGCAGUACGAGAUGGCCGUGCGGAGCGAUAUCUUCACGGAGGGCAAGGAAGAGGAGACCGACGCAUCGCCAGUCAAGAUGGAGGUCGACGAGCCAACGUCGCUUAGUUUGGGCACCGGCCAGCAGAUUCUUCAAGAGGUUGUCGACUGUGCGAUGCUCGGUCUAGGGGAUGGCGAUGAUGACGUACGCUCGAGUGCGGCGUCUUGUCUCCUACCCAUCGUCUCGCACAUUGUGAACUCGCUCGAGGCGACCCUGCCGCUUCUUCUGAGUGUGCUCUGGAACUGCCUAAGUUCGAUGAAGGACGACCUCAGCUCGAGUGUUGGCGUCGUCAUGGACUUGCUGGGCAAGCUGGUAUCCUAUGAUAAGGUCAUCGCUGUGCUGGCGAGCAGCUCGACCUCUCAACCGCUGACUGCGUUGGCGCCCACCCUCUUCCCUUUCUUCCGGCAUACCAUUGUCUCUGUUCGCCUCGCUGUGGUCGAGACACUUCACUCCUUCAUGCACGUCACAAGUCUGCCGAAAGACUGGAUCAACGACCACUUCUUGCAGUUGCUCUUCCAGAACCUCAUUGUCGAGGAGCGGAUGGACAUUCGGACGGCGACUUCCGCUGCGUGGCGUACGGCGCUUAACACGCUCAGCAAGCAACCUGAUUGGCUCCAGAACACUGUUACACCGCAAUUGCGUUUGGACUGGUUCUCGCUGACGAUGACGCCCAUCGGCGCUCCCCUUGAUCAAUCCGUCUUCUUCGAUCCGAAUGCCGACGGCGACGCGGAUAGCGUGGCGGUGGCCGAGCGGCACAACGUCGACAAGAACAUGGUCGCGCAGGAUCUCACGCUCAUUUCUCAGGACAUCGUCUGGCUGUCUCGUAUCGCCACGUCCAACGCUCUCGCAUACAUGCUCUUCCUCUGGAGUCCACCAGGCGACGCACUAGAGGAGGCGUUCCCGCCGUUGUUGACGCACUACGCAAAGUCUUCGAGCGUGCUCCAACGGGUGCUCACGGCUAUCAUCACGGAACAAUGGGCGCGCGAGUAUGAGGAUGAGAACCCUUCAUCGCCACCACUCGUCGAGCCUUCACAACUCGCCCGGACGAUGGCUGAGCUGGCUCUCGAGGUGCUGCAGGCAGAGCCGCCAACGGCGUACUACGAGAUGGGGGCGGCGUUGCAUACGCUGAGCGUAGAAUGCCGUGCGCUUCUCGACGGCUUCCAUCGUGACUGCAAGAUUCCGGCGGGCAGCGUCCCGCAACUCGCAGCGCACAUCGAUUUGUCAGGUACAGAUCCGAACGCGUUCACCCUCGUUACUGCCGAAGCCACCGUCGGGCAGAUCUUCCAAUCGCUCAAGACCAGCCUUGGGCGCACACAGAAGAAGCCGCUGGCGGUGCUUGAAGAGAAGCGCAGAGCUGUCGCGGCGAAUAUUGAGCGGUACAAGACGGCCAAGACGAGUGAACACGAUGUGCGCGUCGCCGCUGCCUUUGCUGCUGCCUUUGUGGCCCUUCGCAGUACGCCGAACAAGGUCAGCCCCAUUGUCAAGGGGAUCAUGAAUGGCAUUAAGAUGGAAGAGAACGUGCACUUGCAAACGCGCUCCGCCGUCGCCGUGGCUCGUUUCAUCGACUUCUGCGCUGCCCAUAACCUCGCGCAACCGCCCGACAAGAUUGUGAAGAACCUGUCGACGUUCUUAUGCCAGGACGUAGAGCGCACGCCAACCUUCGCACAGCACCGCAAGAUGAACGACGGCAUAUUGUCCUUCACCAAUGCCCAUCAAACGCAAGAGCAUGCGGCGAGUGCCACAAGUGCCGCCGACGAAGUCCGACUGGAUAAGUCACGUAUCAGUCGGCGCGGCGCUCGCCUGGCGUUCGAGCAAUUGUCUGCUCGUUUCCGCGCUCAACUACUUGACACGGUGCCCAACAUGUGGCCGAGCAUGGCAGGCGGGCUUCAGAGCGCAUGCGAGCUCGAGUCUGUCGAGGCGAUGGACGAAGCCAUCGAGAAGCAACAUGGGCAGGACGUCAUCGACAGUCUGAGCGUGCUGGAAGCUGUUGUACCAACACUCCACGCCGAUCUAUGGUCGAAGGUCUGCGAGCUGUUCCCAGCAGUCGGGCGCGCCCUGCGCAGCAAGUUCGCCAUCAUCCGACAGGCAGCUGCUCGUUGUUUUGCUGCGAUGUGCGAUGUGAUGACCGUCAGCGCCAUGCACUUCGUCAUCGACGAGGUCUUGCCUUACCUCGGUGACACGACAGUCUUGGCGAAUAGGCAGGGUGCCUGCGAGCUGGUAUACAACGUUGUACAACGACUCGACCACAAAGCGCUUCCAUACGUCAUCUUCCUCGUGGUGCCCAUUCUUGGUCGCAUGAGCGAUCCGGAUGACGACAUACGCUCGACGGCGACGAACACCUUCGCGACGCUCGUGAAGAUGGUGCCGCUGGAGGCCGGUAUGCCCGAUCCCGAGGGCUUUUCCGAGCAAAUGCUCGCCCGUCGCGAGGCAGAGCGCCAGUUCCUCACGCAGCUUCUGGAUGGUAGCAAGGUCGAGCAGUACAAGAUCCCCGUCGAUAUCAAGGCCGAGCUGCGCAAGUACCAGCAGGAUGGUGUCAACUGGCUUGCUUUCCUCGCCAAGUACCAGCUACACGGUAUCUUGUGUGACGAUAUGGGCCUCGGCAAGACGCUACAGUCCAUUUGCAUCCUGGCCAGCAAGCACUUCGAGCGCAACCAGCGGUACAAGGAGACAAAGUCGCCGGAUGCAAAGCACUUGCCCUCCAUCAUUAUCUGUCCUCCGACGCUCACUGGUCACUGGUUCUACGAGAUCAAGAAGUACGCCGAGAACCUACGACCAGUCAUGUACGUCGGCAACGCGCGCGAGCGCCAGCGGAUCGCCUCUCGGCUCAAGGACUACGACGUCAUCAUCACCAGUUACGAGGUUGUCCGCAACGACAUCGUGACGCUGCAGAGCAAGUCGUGGCUCUACUGUAUCCUUGACGAGGGCCAUGUCAUCAAGAAUGCGCGGACGAAGCUUACGAAAGCUGUCAAGUGUAUCAAGGCGACUCACCGUCUGAUCCUGUCUGGCACGCCUAUACAGAACAACGUGCUCGAACUCUGGAGCUUGUUCGACUUCCUCAUGCCAGGCUUCCUCGGUUCGGAGGCAUACUUUGCAGAGAAGUUCAGCAAGCCGAUCUUGUCCAAUCGCGACGGUAAGAGUAAGAACGGCGAAGCUGCUGCGCUCGCUCUCGAGGCACUACACAAACAAGUGUUGCCGUUCCUGCUUCGACGCCUGAAGGAGGAUGUUUUGAACGACCUCCCGCCGAAGAUCAUCCAGGACUACUUCUGCGAGCUUUCCGACCUGCAAAAGACACUCUACGACGAAUUCUCGCGCUCGCAGGCUCGAGAGAACGCCGAAGAGGCUGUUAAGAGCGAGGGAAAGAAGCAGCACGUCUUCCAGUCGCUUCAGUACUUGCGCAAGCUUUGCAAUCACCCCGCACUCGUACUCAAGUCUCAAGAGGACGUCAAGGGCGCGCUGCAGAAGAUCGGACAAACGGACCCGAAGGCAAUGAGCGAUAUCGUGAAUGCGCCGAAGCUCCUUGCGUUACGGCAACUGCUCGUCGAUUGUGGCAUAGGAGGACCAUCUUCACUUCACAGCGGCGAUGGCGGAAAGGGCGAACUGGCCGAUGCGGACUCGUCCUCUUCAGGCGCAUUCUCGCAGCAUCGCGUGCUCAUCUUCUGUCAGAUGAAGCAGAUGCUGGACAUCAUCGAGACGGACCUCUUCAAGAAGCACAUGCCCGCUGUGACUUACAUGCGCCUCGACGGAGGUACAGACGCGAACAAGCGCCAUAACGUUGUACAAACAUUCAAUGCCGACCCCAGUAUUGAUUGUCUGCUCUUGACGACUCAUGUCGGUGGACUUGGUCUUACGCUCACUGGCGCGGACACGGUCAUCUUCGUCGAGCAUGACUGGAAUCCGAUGAAGGACCUGCAGGCCAUGGACCGCGCGCAUCGUCUCGGGCAAAAGAAGGUCGUCAAUGUCUACCGCCUCAUCACCAAGGGCACUCUCGAAGAAAAGAUCAUGGGCUUGCAACGCUUCAAGCUCAACAUCGCGAAUUCAGUCGUCACGCAGCAGAACUCUGGCCUCGCGUCCAUGGACACGGAUCUCGUGCUUGAUCUAUUCAAGCACACGUCCGCAGACGAAGAAGCGGCGGCGGCGAAGAAGGAUAAGCCCGCGUUUGACGCCCCACCUGGCGCGAAGAAUAUCUUGCAGGGCUUAGAGGACCUGCCUACGGAGGAGGAGUACCAGGAUCUGGAACUGUCUUCGUUCAUGUCAUCCCUGACUGGUUGA